AGAAAAUUUUAAAGCACAUGCAGCCGAUACUGGUGAUUGCUGCUUGGAGCGUUUUUGUAACUAGUUCAUAUUCACACAUCAAUUUUUAAAGUCGUACAUUUUAUAAUAAUUUCGAGUAGCAUAGUUUUCAUUUUUAUGGAGGAAGAAACCAUCGAAGGCACCUGUUGGUCGCAUCAUCCUCUUCUAAAUACUCAUAUUGUGGAAAUAAUUUUCAAACAAUGCGACACUCGGACGCUUCUGAGUUGCCGAAUGGUUUGCCAAACCUGGAACUCCGAAGCGUUAAGAAUCAUGGCAAGGGACGAAGUAACGGCGCUGGUGAAAGGGAAAAACGCAAUAGAAAAUUUUCUAGAGUGCAUGAAAACAUCGGAUAGCCAGCCAUUCUCUUCGUUCUCAAUGGAAUUGUCCGCACUUGCACUUGGCGAACAAUUUCAGUCCACUUAUGACCUCAUUUUCCUCUUGAAAGACCGGAUGACACAGGUCAAGUUUGACUAUGAGAUGCCAACGUCUUCGAUAAACCCCUCCGAACUUGAAGUUAGCAGCAGCAGUGAUAAUCAGAUUGACGACCUGCUCGACGAUGACGAAAUCAAUCCACGAUUCUCACAUUCUCAAAUCAUUACACUCCCAGUUUUAUCAUCGCUUCAAUUCUUUUCUACCAACAUUUUUCCGCCAAAGUCUCCAAAUCGACUCCCUCGACUUUUUGACCUGCUAAAAACCCCUCACCUUACGAGCCUAAGUGUUCAGCACCUUUAUGCAACAGAGUGUACUUCUACUAUAGUAAAGUUUCUGAAAAAUGUAGAGUCACCAAUUUCCAGUCUUCGCAUACCAUGCACCGAAUUGCCAAAAGUUGUCGAGGAAAUCUCCAACAGCGGUCAACUUAUUAACCUCAAAUAUCUUCAGCAGUUGGACAUUUGUGACCUGUUCCACGGUUCUUUUGCAACUAAUGAAACUAUUCGAUGUAUACAAGAAAAUUGUCAAAAUCUACGGAAUUUAUCCAUUGAGUUAGGAAUUCGUGUGACUUUUGAUGCUGUUUUCAAGCUACUGGAAAUUUUGUCACAUUCCUUAAAAAAUUUGAAAUUAAUUAUUCAAGACAAAAAUUUGUUGUCGAGAAAUAUGCAACGAGUAAAUUUCUACUUUCCACACAUGCCGAAACUUGAAAGCUUAUUUUUGCGAUAUGCAAAUCCAGGUCUGGUUUAUUUUAUUGAGGAGCUGCCUCAGCUCGCCUCAUUGGAGCUAGAAACCCCGUGGACAAGGAAAGUGAGAGGACAGAUUUUUCCAGGAGUCGAUUCCAAGAUUUAUACGCAACUCCAAACACUGAACCUCACUGAAAAAUUGACAGAUCAAGAUGUUCGCGUUAUUCGACGCUUGUUCCCGAAUUUGAAAACACUGUGUUCAUCUUUCCAAUCAAAUCUUGCCUUCCAAGAAGUAUGCCAAAGCUAUGGGGACCUCCUCGAAGUCCUGAUUGUGGACAGAAACUCUUCAGUCACCGAUACAGGAAUUUGUGGACUUUCCCAAGAAGAUCUUUCUAAAUUUUCACUAGAGGGGUUAUCAGAUGCUACAGAGUCGCCUUCAAAAUCUAUCGCCAUGCUCAACCGUCUGAAAUGUCUAAAAUUGGUACAAUUGGGCCUAUCCUGGAAAUCCUUGGUCCUAGGUGUCUGUCAUCUUCAUGAUCUGCAAACACUAUCAGUUCAGGCAACGACUUUGAAAGUAGAAGGAGUUGAUCUCCAGAAAAAUGACACAGUCCUUCAACAAUUAUCUAAGCAUCUGCCCCAUCUUCGUAAUUUAUCCAUUUGGAUUAGGAGAAAUUCGGAGAGAUUGAACCCAGAUGAGAUGCAACUUCUUAAUGCGAGGUAUCCCCAAUGGCGAAUUGAUAUUACGAUCCAAGCAGUUUGCAGUGUUAUGUAAAGAUUUUUUUAUGCGAAAACUGGAACUAUGUACUAUUAUUUUUAUUAGAAUAUACAAAGUGAAGGUUCAAGAAUUUCAA
Messenger RNA from Folsomia candida, 1981 nucleotides. RefSeq lists its product as uncharacterized. Gene Ontology annotation, molecular function: protein binding. Bases 136 to 1902 code for a protein of 588 amino acids. NCBI's taxonomy places the organism in Eukaryota, Metazoa, Arthropoda, Collembola, Entomobryomorpha, Isotomidae. The record is from RefSeq and is a predicted model, not a curated record. The transcript is spliced from 4 exons.